CAAUGCAAGAACCAUCAUAUUAACACAAGUUCUCAUCUAAGAAACAUAACCAUGGCUUUCACAAACUCAUUUUCUCUUUUUAGCCUCUUAAUCAUUUUAACCAUUUGGUUUUCAUUCUCCAAUGCUCAAAACUCACCUCAAGAUUAUCUCAACGUCCACAACGCGGCUCGUGCGUUAGUUGGCGUUGCAAAUAUUACUUGGGACAACACAGUUGCUACCUAUGCUUUGAACUAUGCAAAUUCAAGGAAAAGUGAUUGCAAUUUGGUUCAUUCAAAUGGACCUUAUGGUGAGAAUCUUGCAAAGGGAUCAAGUGGUACAUUUACUGGAGUUUCUGCAGUGAAUUUGUGGGUUAAUGAAAAACCAAACUAUGAUUAUAACACUAAUGCAUGCAUUAAUAAUGGACAAUGCUUGCAUUAUACUCAAGUUGUUUGGAGUAACUCUGUUAGAUUAGGAUGUGCAAGGGUACAAUGCACUAAUGGAUGGUGGUUUGUUACUUGCAAUUAUGAUCCCCCUGGUAAUUAUGUUGGCCAAAAACCAUAUUAAUUACAAUUAACAAGUUAAUAUGACUGAGCUAAAAGGGUCUCAACCAUAUAAUAUUGCUAAGUAUCUAUCAUUGUUGCAUUAUAUAAUCAUGGAACAAAAUGAAAUAAUGUUUCACUAUUUUGUUUUUUUUUUUUUUUUAUGUAAGAUUUUAAUAAUCUAUGAAUGUGUCAUCCUUUUUUGACAUAUAUAUCAUGGACUAAUUAAUACUUUAUGUACUUGAGUUUCUCUUAUUUUGGUUAUCAUUACAUCGUGUGUGUUGGUAU
Molecule: messenger RNA, 806 nt
Organism: Trifolium pratense (red clover)
Lineage: Eukaryota; Viridiplantae; Streptophyta; Magnoliopsida; Fabales; Fabaceae
Product: pathogenesis-related leaf protein 6-like
Exons: 1
Coding region: 52-543 (163 amino acids)
Cellular component (GO): extracellular region
Source: RefSeq, a predicted model, not a curated record